GAGAUCCUUGAGUCGCAAUUAUCCAUGGUUACGUAAGCCUACAUAUAUAUACUUCGAUAUCAAUCCUGUAUACAUUCCGCUUUGUAACUGAACACAGGACCUAUCUAGAUGAGUGUAUGUCAGACAUGGUAUAUAGCGAGAUGAAUUUCACAUGGAUUGCGUUAGUGUUUUCGUGUAUAAUGACUCCGGUGAUCGGACUCGACGAGGAGCCCGAGUUCGUUUAUCCCGAUCGCUUCAAUGACACCGAUCGCGACGCCUUCCUCUACGGUACCUUCCCCGAAGGGUUCGUCUGGAGUACAUCGUCGUCCGCGUACCAGAUCGAAGGAGCUUGGGAUAAGGACGGAAAGGGAGAAAGCAUCUGGGAUAGAUUCACCCACGAAGGUGGUAAUUCUUCCAUUGAGGAUACUGGAGAUGUUGCGUGCGACAGCUACCAUAAGUAUAGAGAAGAUGUUGCUCUGAUGAACGGGAUGGGACUCAAGUAUUAUCGCUUCUCAAUCUCUUGGCCUCGAAUUCUUCCAGAUGGUACUCUGAACAAUGUAAACGAAGCCGGCAUCGAUUACUACAACAGCCUGAUCAACGAGCUCCUACAAAACAACAUCACGUCCAUGGUCACUCUCUACCACUGGGAUCUUCCACAGGCAUUGCAGGACGUCGGCGGCUGGGCUAACGAAACCGUCAUCGAUCACUUCAAUGACUUCGCAGAACUGUGUUAUCAACGAUUCGGAAGUCGCGUUCCAUUCUGGAUUACAUUCAACGACCCAUGGGCAGUCAGCGUGCUAGGCUAUGGCACCGGAUCCUUGGCGCCAGGAAUAACUGAAGAUGGUACUACUAUCUAUGUUGUGGCCCACAACAUCAUCAGAUCACACGCAAAGGCGUGGCAUACGUACAACGAUACAUACAGGGAACUACAGAAUGGUAAAGUCGGCAUCACCCUGAACGCUGAUCACAUUGAGCCUACAGAUCCAAACAGACAAGACCACAUCGACGCUGCUGAACGAUAUCUCCAGUUUGACGUCGGUUGGUGGGCCAAUCCAAUCUUUAAGAAUGGCGAUUAUCCCGAGAUCAUGAAGACAUCUAUAGCAGGAAAGAGUGCUAUUCAAGGCUUCAACUCGUCGAGACUCCCUGAAUUCACCCAGGAAGAGAAGGAAUACAAUAGAGGUACGGCUGACUUUUUUGGUUUGAACCAUUACACAACACGCUACGGGGCAAACAAUCGGGAAGACAACACCAACCCGCCUAGUUACUCUAAGGAUCGCGACAUUGAGACAGGCCGAAAUUAUGAAUGGGAGAUAUCGGGUUCAAACCCGAUCGUUCCAUGGGGGAUUCGAAGAAUACUCAAAUGGAUAGGUUUACAGUAUCAAGUGCCCGUCUACGUCACAGAAAAUGGUGUGUCCUCGCACCCAUCGCUAGACCUUUGUGACGUCGUCAGGCAGAAUUACUACAGGGCGUAUACGAAUGAGGUCCUUAAAGCAAUCAAAUUGGACGGUGUCGACGUCAGAGGCUACACUGUGCGAUCCCUGUUAGACAGCUUCGAAUGGGCUCAGGGGUACGAAUACAGGUUUGGAAUGUACGACGUCAACUUUAAUGAUUCCCGGCGACCUCGGAGAGCCAGAGAAUCUGCUUCUGUCUACGCCCACAUCGUGGGUGACAAUGGGUUCGUCAAGGAGCCACCCGCGACCCCUCGAACACAAAACACAACCAUGGCAACCAUGACAACCAUGGCAACAAUGACAACUGCAACUGACGAGCCCGGACAUUGCGGAUGCGAUGAUGAGAAUAAACACGGUAAGUAUAUUACGGAAAGAAAAAUUGUGGUACUUGGGCUUAAUUCAGUUCAAAAUUAUUAUUCUUCGUAUAAUUUGAUAUAAGAAAAUUAAAACGAUGACCUGGACCCCGUCUUACAAAGAGUUACGAU
Lytechinus pictus (painted urchin) is the source of this 1915-nucleotide messenger RNA. RefSeq names its product lactase-like protein. The coding region runs from base 117 to 1868 and encodes 583 amino acids. The record is from RefSeq and is a predicted model, not a curated record. Gene Ontology annotation, biological process: carbohydrate metabolic process. Lineage: Eukaryota; Metazoa; Echinodermata; Echinoidea; Temnopleuroida; Toxopneustidae. The transcript has 6 exons. Gene Ontology annotation, molecular function: hydrolase activity, hydrolyzing O-glycosyl compounds.